Clupea harengus (Atlantic herring) is the source of this 1845-nucleotide messenger RNA. RefSeq names its product carboxypeptidase Q. NCBI's taxonomy places the organism in Eukaryota, Metazoa, Chordata, Actinopteri, Clupeiformes, Clupeidae. The transcript has 8 exons. Gene Ontology annotation, molecular function: metallodipeptidase activity. Bases 49 to 1494 code for a protein of 481 amino acids. The record is from RefSeq and is a predicted model, not a curated record. Gene Ontology annotation, biological process: proteolysis; peptide catabolic process.
GACUUGCCGUACUCAUACGGACGUCGGAGGUCCAAACAUUGGAAGUCUAUGGUAUUUCAUCCCGUUUUAACAUAUAUGAUGGGCACCGACAGGGUGUUGGGGUUGCUCCCUCUGCUUGUCCUUGCCUUCCUGUGUGAAUCUCUAUAUUGCAAACCCAACAACGAUGUUCGUUCCCUUGCCGAAAUUACAAGAGAAAUAUCUGGAUACAGAGCUAUAGCCCAGAAAAUCAUUCACCUGGCCGUGCAGGGGGAGGCUCAGAACCGAUCUUAUGACCGAUUGGCUGCCUUCACAGACACUGUGGGGAACAGGAUAAGUGGGUCUCGAAACUUGGAGGUGGCUAUUAAGUACAUGUACAGCGCUCUAAUUCAGGACGGCUUGGAGAAUGUGCAUCUAGAACAGGUGAAGGUUCCACACUGGGUGAGAGGCCAGGAGAGCGCCAUGAUGGUCCUCCCGAGAAAUCAUACGAUGACUAUUCUCGGCCUGGGCAGUAGUGUUGGGACAUCCAGCCAAGGCGUCGAGGCCGAGGUCUUGGUGGUGGAGUCCUUUGAGGAGCUGAGGAGCCGUGCCAGUGAGGCCAAAGGGAAGAUCGUGGUGUACAAUCAGCCGUUUGUGAGCUACGGAGAGACCGUGGCGUACCGUGCCUACGGGGCUUCAGAGGCGGCCAAGGUUGGGGCUGUGGCCUCCCUCAUCCGCUCCAUCACCCCCGUCUCCAUCAACAGUCCACACACCGGUUGGCAGGACUACCAGCCUGGGGUGCCACACAUCCCCACCGCCUGCAUCACUAUCGAGGAUGCUGAGAUGAUGGCCAGGAUGGCUCGGCGGGGGCAGAAGAUCGUGGUGCGACUCCGCAUGGGUGCCCAGACGCUCCCUGACGCAGACUCCUUCAACACGGUGGCAGAGAUUGUUGGCAGCGAGCACCCGGAGCAGGUGGUGCUGCUCAGUGGACACCUGGACAGCUGGGACGUGGGGCAGGGCGCCAUGGAUGAUGGAGGGGGAGUGGCCAUCUCCUGGGAGGCCCUCAGUCUGCUCCGAGACCUCGGCUUGCGUCCAAAGAGAACAAUCCGGAUGGUGCUGUGGACCGCUGAAGAACAGGGCGGAGUCGGGGCCAGCCAGUACUUUGAGCGACACAAAGGAAACAUCUCCAACUUUGACCUGGUAAUGGAGUCUGAUUUGGGCACCUUCUCCCCCCUGGGCCUUCAGUUCAGCGGCACUAAGCAGGCCGAGGCCGUCAUGCAGGAAGUGGUGAAGCUGCUGGCACCCAUUAACACCACUGCCCUGGAGGAACACGGGGAGGGCACCGAUAUAGAGCUGUGGAUGGAGGCUGGCGUGCCAGGUGCCAGCCUGCACACAGCUGAUGAAAAAUACUUUUGGUUCCACCACACUGAGGGGGACACGAUGACGGUGCAGAGCCCAGUGGAGAUGAACCUGUGCUCAGCCCUGUGGGCGGUCGUGGCCUAUGUGGUGGCCGACCUGGACGAUAUGCUGCCGAGGUAGCACUGCAUGAUGUGAGGACUACAACUGAUCAUUCCUCUCCGCCCCUCACCAGAGGUCAGCACUGACAGUAUCUCCAUCCUUCUCAACACUGACAGUAUCUCCAACCUUCUCAACACUGACAGUAUUGCCACCCUUCUCAACACUGUCAGUAUCUCCAUCCUUCUCAACACUGACAGUAUCUCCAUCCUUCUCAACACUGACAGUAUCUCCAUCCUUCUCAACACUGACAGUAUCUCCAUCCUUCUCAACACUGACAGUAUCUCCAUCCUUCUCAACACUGACAGUAUCUCCAUCCUUCUCAACACUGACAGUAUCUCCAUCCUUCUCAGCACUGUCAGUAUCUCCAUCCUU